Messenger RNA from Miniopterus natalensis, 1715 nucleotides. RefSeq names its product ERI1 exoribonuclease family member 3 (gene ERI3). The record is from RefSeq and is a predicted model, not a curated record. Gene Ontology annotation, molecular function: 3'-5'-RNA exonuclease activity; nucleic acid binding. NCBI's taxonomy places the organism in Eukaryota, Metazoa, Chordata, Mammalia, Chiroptera, Miniopteridae.
GGGGUCAGAGUGCGCGGAGGUGAGUCGGUGUGUUGUGGACUCGUGGUGCUGGCUGCUGCUUUGAGGCGGCCGGGAACGGGCGGUGGGGAGCGGGCGGAGCUGGCCCUGCCUCAGCCCGGCCGGCGCCUCAGUCGGCGCGGGCUGCGCCCGUCGCCGUAAACUGCCCUGAGCGCCUGCUGAGGCCGAGGGAGACGUCGGGGCCUGCACCUGGAGGGAGCCUGCCGCGCUGGCCCCAAGGAGCGGGCGUUGCCAUGGCGACAGCCUCUCCUGCUGCUGACGGGGGGCGGGGGCGGCCCUGGGAAGGAGGACUGGUCUCCUGGCCCCCUGCCCCUCCCCUUACUCUCCCCUGGACUUGGAUGGGCCCGAGUUGGGGGCAACACCCCGGGCAUUGGGGCUUUCCUGCUCUCACAGAACCUUCAGCAUCCCCAGCUACCAGCCUUGGCAUCUUCGAAGUAAGGAGAGUUUUAGAUGCUUCUGGAUGUUCAAUGCUAGCACCUUUGCAGACUGGAGCAGCUCGAUUUUCUUCAUAUUUACUUUCAAGAGCAAGAAAAGUGCUGGGCUCCCACUUAUUUGCUCCCUGUGGUGUUCCGGAGUUCUGCUCCAUAUCCACCAGAAAGCUGGCGGCCCACGGCUUUGGCGCAUCCAUGGCGGCAAUGGUGUCCUUCCCUCCCCAGAGGUAUCACUACUUUUUAGUGCUGGACUUUGAGGCCACGUGCGACAAGCCACAGAUUCAACCUCAGGAAAUCAUCGAGUUCCCCAUCCUGAAGCUAAAUGGCCGGACCAUGGAGAUUGAGUCUACUUUUCACAUGUAUGUCCAGCCCGUAAUCCAUCCACAGCUUACUCCCUUCUGCACAGAGCUCACCGGGAUUAUUCAAGCCAUGGUGGAUGGUCAGCCAAGCCUGCAGCAAGUGCUGGAGAGGGUCGAUGAGUGGAUGGCGAAGGAAGGCCUCUUAGAUCCAAACGUCAAGUCAAUUUUUGUCACCUGCGGAGACUGGGACUUAAAAAUCAUGCUCCCCGGCCAGUGCCAGUACUUGGGCUUGCCAGUGGCAGAUUACUUCAAGCAGUGGAUUAAUCUGAAAAAGGCUUACAGCUUCGCCAUGGGCUGCUGGCCCAAGAAUGGACUUCUAGACAUGAACAAGGGCCUCAGCCUGCAGCACAUAGGCCGGCCCCACAGCGGCAUUGAUGACUGCAAGAAUAUUGCCAACAUCAUGAAGACACUUGCAUAUCGAGGCUUCAUCUUCAAGCAGACCUCGAAGCCGUUCUGAUUGGCCAAGGAUGGGAUGGGGCAGUACAGGAUAGCUGCUUGGCCCAGCCCAGAACCCUCCUCUCCCUCACCAGAGGAAAAAAGGGAGAGUGGCACAGCUCUACAUCAAGUGACCCCCAGCCUUCCCUGUGGGCCUGUGCCCUAGGUAAGGGCUUGGCCACUUGGUCCCUCUGGAGCAGAUACAUUGUGCCCCCCCCAUCCCCACCCAACCUCAGCUCAGUAUUAGCCCCUCCCACUAUGGGCCUGGGCUAGGGGGACCCAGGUACUCACUGCCUCCUCCCCGGUACACAGGCUUCUGCUGGGACCACCAAGCCCCCUGUGCCCCCUCCCAUCCAUAGUGCAUGGUGUGUGGUGCCCCCAGGGCUCCAGGACAGAUCGGGCCCACCUUGUGUCUACCCCAUCCCCACUGUGAACGUGCCACUGAAUAAAGUCGGGGAAACAAGGCCCUUGA